This is a messenger RNA of Drosophila innubila, 967 nucleotides long. RefSeq names its product ATP synthase subunit b, mitochondrial (gene ATPsynB). Gene Ontology annotation, molecular function: proton transmembrane transporter activity. Gene Ontology annotation, biological process: proton motive force-driven ATP synthesis. The record is from RefSeq and is a predicted model, not a curated record. Lineage: Eukaryota; Metazoa; Arthropoda; Insecta; Diptera; Drosophilidae. The coding region runs from base 104 to 838 and encodes 244 amino acids. The transcript has 3 exons.
GUGAACUAGAGAACUGACAGUUCUUCUAUUGUGAACAACCAUAGUAGCUGGGGAGCCAUACGUCGAUUUAGUAGCAUAAAUUCGUCGAAACAUUAUUACAAAAAUGUUCUCCAGAGCCGCACUGCUUACAGCCCAACGCCCACUGAGCUUGGUGGCCACCCGCUCGGCUGCUGCUGCUGCCCAGCCAGCCGGCGGUGCCGUUGAGCGCCGUCAGCGCCCCGAACAUCCCGGCAAGGUGCGCAUGGGUUUCAUUCCAGAGGAAUGGUUCCAGUUCUUCUACAACAAGACUGGUGUCACCGGUCCCUACACAUUCGGCGUGGGUCUGAUCACCUACCUGUGCUCCAAGGAGAUCUAUGUUAUGGAACAUGAGUACUACUCCGGUCUCUCCCUUGGCAUCAUGGCCAUUGUUGCGGUCAAGAAACUUGGUCCAGCUAUCGCUAAAUGGGCUGAUGGCGAAAUCGAUAAAAUUGAAGGCGAGUGGAAGCAGGGUCGUGAGGCUGAGCUGAAGGUUCUCGCUGAUGCCAUCGAGGCCGAGAAGAAGGAGCAAUGGCGCGCCGAUGGUGCUCUGAUGCUGAUGGAGGCCAAGAAGGAGAACAUUGCCUUGCAAUUGGAGGCUGCCUUCCGUGAGCGUGCCAUGAAUGUGUACACUGAGGUCAAGCGUCGCUUGGACUACCAGGUGGAGUGCCGUCACGUUGAGCGUCGUCUCAGCCAGAAGCACAUGGCCAACUGGAUUGUAGCCAACGUGCUGUCCAGCAUCUCGCCCCAGCAGGAGAAGGAGACGCUGAACAAGUGCAUUGGCGAUCUGAGCGCCUUGGCUCUCCGUGUCAAGAGCGCCUAAACGACUCGAGUUUUAAGUGUUAAUUUGUAAAUCAAACAAAAUUGCGAGACCCAGAAACACACAUUGGAUAAACAACCACACAAAAUGUUUAACUAAAUACAUAACACAAUCUGUCUUGGAUGAAAACAA